Messenger RNA from Gastrolobium bilobum, 1584 nucleotides. Its product is annotated as protein ENHANCED DOWNY MILDEW 2-like. The transcript has 12 exons. The annotation marks the transcript as partial. NCBI's taxonomy places the organism in Eukaryota, Viridiplantae, Streptophyta, Magnoliopsida, Fabales, Fabaceae. The record is from RefSeq and is a predicted model, not a curated record.
AUGGAAAACCAGGGUCACACUAAAGCCUACACUGCUGCCCAACUAGGCCCAAUAACAACAGAUGCCAGAAGCCCAAUUCAAUGUGAUCACAAUGGGCUACUUUUGCUCUUGGUUUUGGAGAAGAAGUUGGGGAUUCAGAAACUUUCGAAUGAGGAAGUUAAAGAUUUGGCUCAACCUCAAUGUAUAGUUGAUGAUAAUGACAAUGAUAUGAUAGAUGAACCUAGUGAAGAGUCAGAAGCAGAGGAGGAUUGGUUGGAUUCUGUUUGUGCGCUUUGUGACAAUGGUGGUAAACUUUUGUGUUGCGAUGGAGCGUGCAUGAGGUCAUUUCAUGCUACUGAGGAGGAUGGUAGAGACUCUAAUUGUGAUUCUCUUGGUUUUACCCGAAAGGAAGUCAAUUUGAUCCAGAGCUUUUAUUGUAAGAAUUGUAAAUAUAAUCAGCACCAAUGUUUUGCAUGUGGCAAGCUGGGAUCUUCUGAUAAAGUUAAGGGUGCUGAGGUCACUAAAUGUUCUUCUGCAACCUGUGGCCGUUUUUAUCAUCCACGUUGUGUUGCGAAGUUACUUCCCAUGGUAGUUAAGUUUAAGCAUGUUGGAGAGGAACUUGAGAAAAAUAUCGCGGAUGGUCAUCCUUUUAUUUGUCCCGUUCAUUAUUGUUGUGUCUGUAAAGAAUUGGAAAAUAAGAUGGAACCUGAGUUGCAACUGGCUGUUUGUAGGCGUUGUCCAAAGUCCUAUCAUCGCAAAUGUUUGCCAAGACAGAUCUCUUUUGAUGAUGAAGAUAAUUUACCAAGGGCUUGGGAAGGUCUUCUAUCAAACAAUCGCAUUCUUAUAUAUUGUUUAAAUCAUGAGAUUGAUGAUGAACUUGGGACUCCCAAAAGAGAUCAUUUAAAAUUCCCCAAUGUUAAAGGCACUUAUCCAGAAAUUAAUGCUGCUGAUGAGAGGACAAAACCUGCGGACAAAGGGAGAGUUAUAUUGAAGAAGAACAAUGUUGGCAAAGAUAAGGGACCUAAUUUGAUUGGAAGACUGUCAUCUGGGGAACUUAGUAAGAAGAAAAAACCAAAGUCAAAUGAAAUGAAUAAGGGUUAUGAGCGAAUCAAGCCUGUCAAUCAGGUUGAUAAUGAGACCCCGUUGGUUGAGCCUAUUAGAAAGUUGAGUUGUUCACUGCCUUUAUCAGAUGCUGAUUCAGAGAAGAGUUUGUUGGCCUUGUUUAAAGAAGCUAGAUCAUCAGUUACGUUGGAGAGUGUAAAGCGCAAGCUUGCUUUUACUCAUACUCACGCAUUCAGAAAUGUUCUGGAGGAGACAAUUACAAAGGGGAAGCUGGAAGGAUCAGUCGAUGCUGCUCAAACAGCUCUAAGGAAGCUAGAGAGUGAGUGCAGCAUUCAGGAUGUAGAAGCUGUUUGUGACCCUGAUGUUCUGAAACAGAUAUUUAUGUGCAAGAUUAUUGAUAAACUACAUUGGUAUGUUCAGAAUGGUGAUACAAUUGUGGACUUUUGUUGUGGUGCUAAUGAUUUUAGCAUCCUUAUGAAGAAAAAGCUUGAGGAGACCGGAAAGAAAUGCUCAUACAGAAACUAUGAUUUACUUCCAACAAAG